UUUGUAAAAUUGGUGCUACAGCUGGUAGCACCAAAGUUCUCUCCUCCCUCGACGUGGAUAACGCCUGCUCACAAUGCUAGGGUUCCCUUUUGUUUAACGUAACAAAAAAACAAAGGACUGGGUUUUUAGCUGUUUUAUUUGGGAUGAAAGACCAAUUGAAUUCGGACCCCACGACGGAUAUGGGUUCGAGGUUCCGGCAUGGAGCCUCUGGCUCCGGCUCCGAUGGUGAUUUCGGUUUCGCUUUCAACGAUAGUAAUUUCUCCGACCGGCUUCUUCGGAUCGAGAUUAUGGGUGUCCGAUCGGAGUGUCACCCUGAUGGUGAAGAUUGCACCGGUAUCUCCGAUUGGGACCACCACCGCAAAAGGCGCCGGGAGGAUAUCAAGAAGGAAAUCGUUUUGGAUCUUAGUUUAUGUCCUGAGGAGCAGAUUUUAAAUGAUAGCCAGCCUGAUAUGGAUGAUGGUGCGGGCUGCGAAAAUCAAGAUGCAGAGGCAGAGGCUGUGGCAAUGGCUGAAGAAAUACAUUCAGGUGAUGAAGAUGAAAAUAGUAAUGAAUCAAGUUGGAGCAUGGAUUGUUCUACAGUUCUGAGAGUUAAAACAUUGCAUAUCAGCUCUCCCAUUUUAGCAGCGAAAAGUCCAUUCUUCUACAAGCUUUUCUCAAAUGGGAUGAGGGAAUCAGAGCAACGGCAUGUAACCUUAAGAAUCAAUGCCUCCGAGGAAGAUGCCCUUUUGGAGCUUUUGAAUUUUAUGUAUAGCAACACCUUAUCUGUCACCACAGCUCCAGCCUUGCUUGAUGUGUUGAUGGCUGCUGACAAAUUUGAGGUUGCCUCAUGCAUGAGAUAUUGCAGUUGGUUAUUACACAAUUUGCCUAUGACACCAGAAUCAGCUCUGCUUUAUUUGGAUCUUCCCUCGAGUGUAUUAAUGGGUGAAGCUGUCCAACCUUUGACUGAUGCCGCAAAGCAGUAUCUCGCUGCCCGUUACAAGGACGUGACCAAGUUCCAAGAAGAGGUAAUGGCUUUGCCACUAGCUGGGAUCCAGGCAAUAUUGGCCAGUGAUGAUCUUCAGAUUGCAUCCGAAGAUGCGGUGUAUGAUUUCGUGUUGAAGUGGGCCAGGGCUCAAUACCCAAAACUAGAAGACCGAAGAGAAGUGCUUGGUUCACACCUUGCACAAUAUAUUCGUUUCCCUUACAUGACUUGCCGGAAACUUAAGAAGGUAUUAACAUGUAAUGAUUUUGAUCAAGACGUCGCAUCGAAACUUGUGCUCGAGGCCCUCUUUUACAAGGCUGAUGCCCCAUAUAGACAACGAAGCUUGGCUGCAGAGGAAUCUGCAACCUCAAACCAUCGAUUCGUUGAGCGAGCUUACAAAUAUCGGCCCGUUAAGGUAGUGGAAUUCGAACUUCCCCGUCAGCAAUGUGUCGUGUACCUCGACUUGAAGAGGGAGGAAUGUGUAAACUUGUUCCCAUCCGGACGAGUCUAUUCUCAGGCAUUCCACCUAGGGGGACAAGGUUUCUUCCUAUCAGCACAUUGCAACAUGGACCAACAAAGCUCUUUCCAUUGCUUGGGGUUGUUUUUAGGAAUGCAGGAAAAGGGCUCCACUAGUUUCACGGUGGACUACGAAUUCGCAGCAAGAUUAAAGCCGACAGAAGAGUUUGUUUGUAAAUACAAAGGGAACUACACAUUCACCGGCGGCAAGGCGGUUGGCUACAGGAAUUUAUUCGCUGUACCUUGGACAUCUUUCGUGGCAGAAGAUAGUAUUUACUUUAUAAAUGGUACCCUCCAUCUUAGGGCUGAGUUAACUAUCAGAUUGUGUUCCUGAGGCGAUUGGUUGAGUUAAAUUUUGGUCUUUUUAAACCAAUGUAUAGAAGUUAAACACAGUCCUGAGAGCAGGCUUACAAAUAUUAAUUGAUGGUGCUGCUGCCUAGGAGAAUCGGGCAGCCUGUCUUAUUAUUAUUAAUAUCAUUAUAUAGAUGCUCCGAAAUUUUCAAGUGGAGAGGCUAUAAUCACAUACACUAAGACCAUAUUAUUAUUAUAUCAAAUACUAAGAUCUUUAUGAUAA
This is a messenger RNA of Gossypium raimondii (Peruvian cotton), 2051 nucleotides long. RefSeq names its product BTB/POZ domain-containing protein POB1. Lineage: Eukaryota; Viridiplantae; Streptophyta; Magnoliopsida; Malvales; Malvaceae. Gene Ontology annotation, biological process: response to red light. Gene Ontology annotation, molecular function: protein binding. The coding region runs from base 144 to 1811 and encodes 555 amino acids. The record is from RefSeq and is a predicted model, not a curated record. Gene Ontology annotation, cellular component: nucleus. The transcript is spliced from 6 exons.